Candida albicans SC5314 is the source of this 579-nucleotide messenger RNA. RefSeq lists its product as uncharacterized. The record is from RefSeq and is a predicted model, not a curated record. Lineage: Eukaryota; Fungi; Ascomycota; Pichiomycetes; Serinales; Debaryomycetaceae. The transcript has a single exon. Bases 1 to 579 code for a protein of 192 amino acids.
AUGGCAAGAUCAGGKAAACGUACCAACAACACCAUAUUCAGGAAGAGUUUACGGAUCCAGGAACAAAAGAAGUAUGCUGAGCAGGAUUCAGAUGUAAAACGAUAUCAAGAAUUACUAAAGAAGGAUUUAGAAAAAGAUAUUCCUCCUAAACGAGCGAAGGGGAAAAGAAAAGCAAGAAAGAAACCCGAUGAUCAAAGUGUCCUGGCACCAAUAGCGCUUCCACAACGACCCAAGUUUGCCAGUGCUCGAAAGUCAAAAGAGGAAGUUAAGCCCAAUUAUUCAAAUUCGAAUGCAUUGCCGCCAAGUCUAAUGCAAACCACGACAAAAUCAUUUGAAAAUAGAGUACAACUACAACACACUUACCCUGAAUUGAUUAAACUAAUCAAUGAUAAUUUGUCUCGAAACACAAUUGAUAUACCAUUAGUCCAUAACUUUGCUCCCAAAAAUCUAGAAUUAGAACAGCAAAGAUUUAAAAUUCCAUCCAAUUUCUAUAAAGAACCUAAUUAUUCAUUAUCCAUAACUGACGAGAUGGAAUUUUUUUUUUGUGAAAGUAUCAAGAAUGAAAUUCCAUUAGUUUAA